Molecule: messenger RNA, 3212 nt
Organism: Elgaria multicarinata webbii
Lineage: Eukaryota; Metazoa; Chordata; Lepidosauria; Squamata; Anguidae
Gene: PRKD1
Product: protein kinase D1
Exons: 20
Coding region: 17-2722 (901 amino acids)
Biological process (GO): protein phosphorylation
Molecular function (GO): ATP binding; protein serine/threonine kinase activity
Source: RefSeq, a predicted model, not a curated record
ACCAGUAACAGCUGGGAUGAAGGCCGCUUUGAAGUUGUCGAUGAGCGCUCCGCCGGUCAUCCGGCCGCCCAGCCCCUCUCCGCCGGGCAGCGGCGGCGGCGCCGCCGGCAUCUCCUUCCACCUUCAGAUCGGCCUCAGCCGGGAGCCGGUGCUCUUGUUGCAAGACUCCUCGGGGGAGUUCAGUCUGGCCCACGUCCGGGAAAUGGCUUGCUCCAUCGUCGACCAAAAGUUUCCUGAAUGUGGCUUCUAUGGAAUGUAUGAUAAAAUCCUACUUUUUCGCCAUGACCCUACAACAGAAAAUAUUCUUCAGCUGGUAAAGUCGGCUACUGAUAUCCAGGAGAGCGACCUUGUUGAAGUUGUCUUAUCAGCUUCUGCAACAUUUGAAGACUUUCAGAUUCGACCACAUGCUCUGUUUGUUCAUUCAUACAGAGCACCAGCCUUCUGCGACCACUGUGGAGAAAUGCUGUGGGGUCUUGUACGUCAAGGACUUAAAUGUGAGGGAUGUGGCCUAAACUAUCACAAGAGAUGUGCAUUUAAAAUCCCUAACAACUGCAGCUGUGUUCGGAAGAGGCGGCUUUCAAAUGUUUCCUUAACAGGACUUAGUAAUAUCAGGACAGUGUCUGCAGAAGUUUCAUCUACUACUACAGAUGAAGCUCUACUGAUUCCUACAAGCCCUAGCUUUGAGCAGAAAUCACCUCCUGAUUCAUUUGGGAGAGAGAAGAGGUCCAAUUCUCAGUCAUACAUUGGACGACCCAUUCAGCUUGACAAGAUCUUGCUUUCCAAGGUUAAAGUGCCUCAUACUUUUGUGAUCCAUUCAUAUACACGGCCAACAGUUUGUCAGUACUGCAAGAAGCUACUCAAAGGACUUUUUAGACAGGGUUUGCAAUGCAAAGAUUGCAGGUUCAACUGUCACAAACGCUGUGCACCUAAAGUGCCAAAUAAUUGCCUUGGGGAAGUGGCCAUUAAUGGAGAUUUGCUUAGCCCUGGUGCUGAGUCGGAUGUGGUAAUGGAAGAGGGAAGCGAUGACAAUGACAGUGAGAGAAACAGUGGACUCUUAGAUGAAAUGGAGGAGUCUAUGGCCCAUGACGCUGAGAUGGCAAUCAUGAACCAGAGCGACAAUGGAGAAAUGCAGGAUGCUGAUCCUGACCAUGAUGAGAGUAACAGAAUGAUCAGCCCGUCGACAAGUAACAAUAUUCCAUUAAUGAGAGUGGUGCAAUCUGUCAAGCACACAAAAAGGAGAAGUAGCACUGUAAUGAAAGAGGGAUGGAUGGUUCACUACACAAGCAAAGACACUCUGAGGAAACGGCACUACUGGAGAUUGGACAGCAAAUGUAUUACACUGUUCCAAAAUGAUACUGGAAGCAAAUAUUACAAGGAAAUCCCAUUGUCUGAAAUUUUAUCCCUGGAACCUGCAAAAAACUUCAGUUUAUUGCCCCAGGAAGCGAACCCCCAUUGCUUUGAAAUAACCACAGCAAAUGUAGUCUACUAUGUUGGGGAAAAUGUUGAAAACCUACCAAGCCUUCCAGCUAAUAGCAGUAUUCUCACAACUGGUUGUGGCCCGGAUGUGGCAAGAAUGUGGGAGAUGGCAAUCCAGCAUGCCCUCAUGCCUGUUAUUCCCAAAGGGGCAUCCACUGGUUCGGGACCAAGCCUACACCGUAAUAUAUCCAUCAGUAUUUCAGUAUCAAAUUGCCAGGUCCAAGAAAAUGUGGAUAUCAGUACAGUAUACCAAAUCUUUCCAGAUGAGGUGCUGGGAUCAGGACAGUUUGGAAUUGUUUAUGGAGGAAAACAUCGCAAAACAGGAAGAGAUGUAGCAAUUAAAAUCAUUGACAAACUGAGAUUUCCAACUAAGCAAGAAAGCCAACUUCGUAAUGAGGUUGCAAUUUUACAGAAUCUGCAUCACCAGGGUGUUGUAAAUCUGGAAUGCAUGUUCGAAACACCAGAAAGAGUGUUUGUUGUUAUGGAGAAACUCCAUGGAGACAUGCUGGAGAUGAUCUUGUCAAGUGAAAAAGGAAGGUUGCCAGAGCGAAUAACCAAGUUUUUAAUUACACAGAUCCUUGUUGCCUUGAGACAUCUUCAUUUUAAAAACAUUGUUCAUUGUGAUCUCAAACCAGAAAAUGUAUUGCUGGCAUCGGCUGAUCCUUUCCCACAGGUGAAGCUUUGUGACUUUGGUUUUGCCCGGAUCAUUGGAGAGAAAUCAUUCAGACGUUCAGUUGUGGGGACACCAGCCUAUCUUGCUCCUGAAGUCCUGAGAAACAAAGGGUACAAUCGAUCCUUAGAUAUGUGGUCCGUGGGGGUCAUUAUCUAUGUCAGCCUUAGUGGUACAUUUCCAUUCAAUGAAGACGAGGACAUUCACGAUCAAAUUCAGAAUGCUGCUUUUAUGUACCCACCCAAUCCCUGGAAGGAAAUCUCUCAUGAAGCUAUUGAUCUCAUAAAUAAUUUGUUGCAAGUGAAAAUGAGAAAGCGCUACAGUGUGGACAAGACAUUAAGCCACCCAUGGCUACAGGAUUACCAGACCUGGCUAGAUUUACGAGAGCUUGAAAGUAAAAUAGGAGAGCGUUACAUCACCCAUGAGAGUGACGAUUCCCGGUGGGAAGAGUAUGCCAGAGAAAAUGGCUUGCAGUAUCCAGCACACCUUAUCAGUCCGAGUGCUAACCACAAUGAAAAUCCUGAGCCAGAGGAAGCAGAGUUGAAAGCCCUCAGUGAACGUGUCAGUAUCCUUUAAAUUGCAGCCCUUGUAAUCUGUCAAAACACUGUGGAACUAAUAAAUACAUACGGUCAUGUUUAACAUUUGCGUUGCAGAACUGCCAUUAUUUUCUGUCAGAUGGGAACAAAGCUGUUACACUGUUACCACCAUUGAUGUAUGGGAGUUGCCAAGACAAAUCAACAGACGCAUUUUUUAAAAAUUAUUAUUUUGUGUGAGCAACUGUGUUAUAUUAACAAAAAGUUCCCAGAAACGCUCAACCUGUUGUUGUGGAUGAUUCCUGUCGUACCCUGAGCAUUCAAACCUGUUUCCACUGUGCCUUUUCAGAUAAGAGUUUCCUCUUACUCAAGCCUCAUUGUGUAAGGCGAACCAUCUCCAGGCGGAUCCCUGGUUUUGUAUGCAUCAUUAAUUAGUAUUGUAAUUGUUUGCAAACUCUUGAAGAGUAGAUUACUGCUGCUGUUCUGUGAACAACUUUUAACAUUUUCGAUAAAUUUUGGGAUUUCUGGUUUUG